CUCCUUUUAUAUAUCCCCUCCAAUUUCUCCCAAUUGCAGCAUCAAAAAUCCUUUCCUUCAAACGCAUAUUUUCAUAUCAAAUUGUUCUACAAAUGGCUCGUACCAAGCAAACUGCUAGGAAAUCAACCGGCGGCAAGGCGCCACGUAAGCAGCUAGCCACGAAGGCGGCUCGAAAAUCAGCUCCGGCGACUGGAGGAGUGAAGAAGCCUCAUCGUUUCAGGCCAGGAACUGUGGCUCUUAGGGAAAUCAGGAAGUACCAGAAAAGCACUGAGCUCUUGAUCAGAAAGCUUCCAUUCCAGAGGCUUGUGAGAGAAAUCGCUCAAGAUUUCAAGACUGACUUGAGGUUCCAAAGCAGCGCUGUUGCUGCUCUUCAAGAGGCGGCUGAAGCUUAUCUCGUCGGACUAUUUGAGGAUACAAAUCUAUGUGCUAUUCAUGCUAAGAGGGUUACCAUCAUGCCUAAGGAUAUCCAGCUUGCUAGGAGGAUUAGAGGUGAGAGAGCCUAGGUUUGCUUUUAGGUGAUUGAUGUCUGAGGCCUAAGCUUAUUUUCAUUUUGAUGUAUUAGAUUUCUCUGCAAAUGUUUGAUGUAAAUCGAUGCGAUUCUAAAGGAUGCCAUAUAAUUUCAUGAUUUUUGAUUAAUGAGAUUGGAGCUGUUCGUUCA
Gossypium arboreum is the source of this 658-nucleotide messenger RNA. RefSeq names its product histone H3.2. The record is from RefSeq and is a predicted model, not a curated record. The transcript has a single exon. Gene Ontology annotation, molecular function: structural constituent of chromatin; DNA binding; protein heterodimerization activity. Gene Ontology annotation, cellular component: nucleosome. Lineage: Eukaryota; Viridiplantae; Streptophyta; Magnoliopsida; Malvales; Malvaceae. Bases 93 to 503 code for a protein of 136 amino acids.